AUGGUAAUGGUAUUGGUAAUGGUAAUGNUGGUGGUGGUAUUGGUAUUGGUAUUGCGCUGUGAAAAUGGUGAUGGCAAUGAUAAUGGUAAUGAUAAUGGUAAUGGCAAAGCUAAUGGAAGUAGUAAGGGUCAUUGUAAUGGUAAUUAUAAUGGUAAUGACUAUAUUAAAGGUAGUGGUAAUGGUAAUAGUAACGUUACUAGCAAUGAUUAUGGUAAUGACAAUGGUAACGGGAAUGGUAGUUGUAAUGGUAACGAUAAUAGUAACGGUAAUGAAUACGAAGAGCGCGAAGACGAAGACAAAUAUGAAUACGAUUAUGAAGACGAAUUCGAAGAAUAUUACAAAGAUGAACAGGAAGACGAAUGCGAAAACGAAAACGAGGAGGACUACGACGAAUAA
Messenger RNA from Rhagoletis zephyria (snowberry fruit fly), 396 nucleotides. RefSeq names its product aspartate and glycine-rich protein-like. The record is from RefSeq and is a predicted model, not a curated record. NCBI's taxonomy places the organism in Eukaryota, Metazoa, Arthropoda, Insecta, Diptera, Tephritidae.